CGACCUUUGUACGACUGUCCGACCUCCUUUGCCUACGGACGACCUUCGUCUUUGUUCUUCGUCGCUCUUCCUACCACCGAACAACCACACCACUCUCGACAUCUCCCUACCGCGGAAAUGGGUCUCAUCAAGGGAGGCUUCAUGCGCGUCACGCAAACCUUCAUCUACUUCCUCGCAUUCCUUUGCUCCGCUGUUGCGCUCGGAAUCUACGCCUACUUCUUGUCCGUCCUCGCGGACCGCGACGUUGGCAUUCCGACGUACGAGAAGGCUGUGAUAGGAAUCGCUGGCGCUGGUGUCUUGUACACUAUCAUUGCAGUCGUCUUGACUUGCUGCCUCGGAGGCAUCACCUUCUUCGGCUUUCUCGCCGUGCUUUUGGACAUUGCCUUUGUCGGUGGAUUCAUCGCCAUCGCUAUUCUCACAAGAGACGGCGCGCACUCAUGUUCGGGCAUUAUCCGGACUCCCCUCGGCCGCGGCCCAGCAACCAGCGACGGCGCCGGCUUUGACAAUGGUGUCCUUGGAAGCCAAGAAAACGAAGUGACCUACGCUGUCAGCCAAAGGACCGCCUGCCGCCUGAACAAAGCCGUCUUCGCCGUCUCCAUCAUCGGCGCAUUCCUCUUCCUUAUCGCCGCCGCUUUCCAGGUCCUCCUCGUCCGCUCACACAAGAAGGAGAAGCGCUACGGUCCAUCUCCAGCCAACAACUACACUUCCGGCUCGGCCAAGCGCAACUUCUGGCAGCGCAAGAAGAAGGAGCCCGAGAUGGCUCGCGACGCUGAAAUGGGCACAACCGCAGCGCCCCUUGCCGUCCCACACCACGACAACCGCCCAAGCUACGAGACCGGUACGACUGUCGGCGGCGGCAACGGCCACUUGACCGCCACCCAGAUCGACAAGGUUGUUGGAGCCGACGGCUCACACAGCGGCUACUACACCCAGCCCACUGGCACCGCCGCCAACCCAUACACCAAC
Messenger RNA from Zymoseptoria tritici IPO323, 966 nucleotides. RefSeq lists its product as uncharacterized. The transcript has 3 exons. NCBI's taxonomy places the organism in Eukaryota, Fungi, Ascomycota, Dothideomycetes, Mycosphaerellales, Mycosphaerellaceae. The record is from RefSeq and is a predicted model, not a curated record. The annotation marks the transcript as partial.